Messenger RNA from Solea solea (common sole), 3351 nucleotides. RefSeq names its product semaphorin-4E-like. The record is from RefSeq and is a predicted model, not a curated record. The transcript has 14 exons. Gene Ontology annotation, molecular function: semaphorin receptor binding; chemorepellent activity. The coding region runs from base 87 to 2147 and encodes 686 amino acids. Gene Ontology annotation, biological process: neural crest cell migration; positive regulation of cell migration; negative regulation of axon extension involved in axon guidance. Lineage: Eukaryota; Metazoa; Chordata; Actinopteri; Pleuronectiformes; Soleidae.
ACCAACAAACAGAACAACGAGCUACGAUCUGCUGAGGGAGAAGAAGGAUUGAGAAUGCUGCACGUGUAAAUGAUUUAGACGGAGCCAUGAAUCUGUUGUCGCUCAACUUCUUUUGGCUGCUGACCGUGGUCGCGGGCUCAUCACCGGACUGUCCGCCCCGCAGAUAUGUGUCCCAUCACGAGGCUAAUGCUAAGCUGUUUAAGGAAGACGGCGUGUUCAACUACUCCACCAUGUUGCUGAGAGAAGACCUGGGUCUUCUCAUGCUUGGCGCCAGAGACACGGUGUUUGCUCUCGACCUCAACAACAUCUCCACGAAACGAGCUUCGGUCAGAUGGGAAGCGACAGAGGCGGAGAAGACGGACUGUCAAAAUAAAGGGAAAGAUCCUGAGGACUGCAAGAACUACAUCAAGAUACUGCACAAGAUGGCCGACAACAGGAUGUUUGUUUGUGGCACCAGAGGGUUUGCUCCACAGUGUGACUACAUGACAUUUUCAGAUGGGAUCCUGACUCUGCAGAACAACCGUUUGGAAGGAGCUGAUAAGUGUCCGCAUGAUCCUGAUAAGAGUUUUGCCUCCCUCAUGGACAAUAACACCCUGUACACAGCCGUUUAUAGAACCUUCCGGGGCACUGAACCUCUUCUGAGUCGCUAUCCUGAUGCGAUAUCCCCAAACAAUAUCGGCUUACGCUCUGAAACUAGCCUCUCCAUAUUCAAAGAACCCACAUUUGCAUCCAUGGCUCAGAUCUCACAGAGUGGCAAGGUUUACUUGUUCUUUGGUGAGAAGCCUGUGGAGUGCGACUGCUUCAACAAAAUGGCUGUCUCCCGUGUGGCCCGUGUCUGCAAGGGGGAUCAAGGAGGUCAGAAUAUUUUGCAGAACAGGUGGACAUCCUUCCUGAAGGCCCGAAUUGAUUGUCCAGUGCAGAAUUCUCAGCUGCCAUACAUUAUCCAGGACACUUACCUUUGGUGUGACCCUCAGCAGCAGUCGAGCGGCUGCUUGUUCUACGGCAUCUUUACACCGCAGUCGAACACAUCAGACACAUCUGCUGUGUGUGUGUACCGGGUGUCCGACAUCGACAGGCGGUUUGCAGAGGGGGACUACAAAACUAAAGGCACUGUAUCUAGCACCACGUUUACAAAGUGGAUAAAGAAUACUAGAGCUGUCCCCUCCCCUCGGCCCGGAGCAUGUAUCAACACAUCUUCUCGGCUGCUCCGAGACCAAGCUCUUGAAUUUGUCAGAGCGAAUCCCCUGAUGGACAUGGCCAUCCAGCCAGUUGGACAGGGGCCCCUGCUGGUGCGAAGGGGAGCUACAUUUACACGCAUCAUUGUGAACAUAGUAGAGGCUGCAGAUGGCAACAACUACCAUGUGAUGUUUAUAGGCACAGCGAGCGGCACUAUGCUGAAAGCAGUGAACUAUGAUGGCGAGAUGUUCAUCAUUGAGGAAAUUCAACUGUUUAACCAAGCACCGAUCAGAAGCCUGAAAAUUUCAAAUGUCAUGCUGUAUGCAGGGUCAGACUCCGGAGCAGCACAGAUACCACUGGCCAGUUGUGAGAGGUCCCCAUCCUGCAUGGACUGUGUUCUAGCAAGAGACCCAUACUGUGGCUGGGACGUAGUUGUUGGAAGAUGCGUUGCCAUUUACGAUUCACAAAGAGGGCUCAUCCAAAGUGUCCAAGAAGGAAAUGCCUCUCUUUGCCCAAGUGCAGUUUUGGUUUCAGAUCCCAUUAAACCUAUGCUUCAGUCCACCUGGCCGGGUGGCAACCUGAUGCUCAGCUGCCCUCCACCUUCCAACUUGGCAAAAACUAGGUGGGAGCAUGACAGUAGCUCCGUGAUCCUUUCAGACCGGGUCCAGCAGCUGAAAGACAAGCUGCUCAUUCUCGGCGCUUUAGAGAGCGAUGGGGGUCUGUACCGCUGCCUGGCUGUGGAGAGCUCAAAAAGCCGUGAGCACACAACUGCUGUGGCGGAGUACCAACUCUCAGUCACCCCAGUAGAGCACUGUGUAUCUCAGUGGAAUCAAUGUCUGGGCAUACUGGUGCCCGUAGUGAUUUUGCUAUUUGUCCUUUUGGCUUGGGACUUUCACAAAGGUUACCUGUCUUUACCAUGCAAAUGUGAGAGUCAAAAACAGGACAGAGCCACGAGUCCGACCUGUCCUUGAGAACUCCUAUGAGGACAUAGACUUUGUGACAGGGAAUGUGUUUUAGCCCAUAGCAUUGGGAAGCCUCCCAGUCGUUCUUGGUCCACACAGACACAACUACAAGGAUCAAAUCCCUGCGGAUUCCUUCAUCCACGUCGACCACUUACUCUUUGGCUACAGGAGCUGGACAACGAUGCCUACCUCAGCGACUUCAGAGGGACUGAGAGCUUCAGAGUGUGUUUCAGUGUGGUUGCUCAGACGCGAGAGAAGAGGACAUCACGUCUGACCUCAUCUGAGCUGGACGGUGCUAUGUUUAAUGGCAUACAAGACAGCAGGUUCAGCUUCUGUCUGCAAAGUUGUAUACAUGAUCCUGGAGGUUGACUUGUCCUAUGUAAUUCAGUAUGCCGAGAGCUAAAAUGGUUACGGCAACCCAGUGGUGACCACCUGGGGGGCUCAGGUACUUGUUAGUUUAACAGAAUGUAUAUAGUAUAUGAUGAAUGUUUCCAACAUGGCUCGACCACAUUCCACAUUCUGUGUACGUGUGUUUGGCCCUGGACCAGGAUUGUUCCGUCAAAGAAUCCUACAUGGUGAACAAAACAUUCAGAAGGUCCUGGGUGAGGGUGCAGAAGGUGUGGUGGGCAUGGCCUGUGAUGUGAUAGGUGAGGUUGCCUCAGCUCACACCGUUGCCAGGGAAACAUUAGGAACAUAUCGCCGGCAGGUGACACCACAACAAUUACGUAACUUGACUUUGCCGUUAUUGUACAUACAAUUCGAUAUAAUAUCCGAUCAACAUGACAAACUUUUAAAUGAUCUGCAAUCACACUGCUUCAUCCGUUUAGUUGUAUUUGUGAAGAUUAAAUAUAAUAACAGAGAGAAAGUGAGCUCCUCUUGGUUGUUUUUCAGUGUCAGUAUUAGAAAUGCAGAUUUAUACUCUGUGUACAUGCCUGUGUGUGUGUAUGGGGUGGGGGGGGGGCAGUUAAUCUGUCAGUCCUCCCCCUGCUGGCUAUGAUGAAAUGUGAUUACUGUCAGGGACGUGUUGUUGUUGUUGUUGUUGUGUUGGCGCUGGUUCACCACAGCUCCGUCUCUCUGAUAAACACAGAUGUGGAACACAGACUGAGGCCAAAAGUAUGUGGUCACUAGUGAUUUCACACUCACACACACACACACACACACACACACACACACUUUGUAGUUCCAAGUUAAAAAAAAGAAGGAAAAAGGAAUG